AUCGUGAACCAGAAAACAUGUGAAUUGCAUUUGGAUGCGCAAAGGUUAGUAACGACUUGACUUUCAAAACCAGCGCAUCCUUCAGUAACACUACAGUUACCUUCCACUCCGUUUCACUCAGAUUGACGCAUCUGAACAGCUGCAAAAAUUUUCCCUAAAGUCCAGACAACAUUCUAGGUUAAACAUUCAAAAGGGGUAUUUUAAAGAAGGUUGUUUGUAUUCGGACUGCCGGGGAAGGCUCUGCCACCUCACUUCACCCAGAGGAUUUCCGCUGGUUACUUUCUGUCGGUUCAUCUCUGCUCCGCUUCGGGGGCCCCUGUUUUCCUGUAACCAACCGCUUAGAACCAAUCAAGAAGUAAAGAAGAGAAGAAACGCCCGUCCGCUCCCAAUUUCCUUUACUCCACUGUCCGCCAACCGCAGAGCCGACCGAGGCAGAGCCUGCUGUCAACUUUAACCCAGCUCAGCUGAUCUGUUGCCGCGCCGCCGCCGUCAGAUUCCAGAAGCAAAGAACAAGAAGGUGGGACGGGAGACAUGGAUGUGACUGUCGCUCCUCUGCGCGCCUGGGACGAUUUCUUCCCAGGCUCUGACCGCUUUGCCCGGCCGGACUUCAGGGACAUUUCCAAAUGGAACAACCGUGUGGUGAGCAACCUGCUCUACUACCAGACCAACUACCUGGUGGUGGCUGCCAUGAUGAUUUCCGUUGUGGGGUUCCUGAGCCCCUUCAACAUGAUCCUUGGAGGCACUGUGGUGGUGCUGGUGUUCACGGGCUUUGUGUGGGCAGCCCACCAUAAAGACGUCCUCCGUCAGAUGAAGAAGCAGUACCCCACAGCGUUUGUCAUGGUGGUCAUGCUAGCCAGCUACUUCCUCAUCUCCAUGUUCGGGGGAGUGAUGGUCUUUGUGUUUGGUAUCACUUUUCCCUUGCUGUUGAUGUUCAUCCAUGCGUCGCUGAGGCUCCGGAACCUCAAGAACAAACUGGAGAAUAAAAUGGAGGGAAUUGGUCUGAAGAGGACACCCAUGGGGAUUGUCCUGGAUGCCCUGGAGCAGCAGGAAGAAACCAUCACCAAGCUCACUGACUAUAUCAGUAAAGUGAAGGAGUAAACAGAGCUGACCUGGUGAUGGGGUUGCAGCAGAAAUCGAGUUGCGGCUUGCCCUUGUCCAGACCUACUUUCCGUUUGUGUUUUUGAAAUAGGAGGUGCAUGAACCAUCCUGCCAUCCGUGGCCCCAGGCACGGAGAGGCCUCCCUGUUCUUAUCUCUGCUGUCACAGAGAAAAGGCCUCCAACUAAAAGAAACCACCCUCCUGUUACGUAUGACAUCUCCAGUGUGUUUAUGUAAGCUGAUUGGAAAUGAAUCACCCUUAUUUCCUAAGGAGAAUAAAAGAAUCAUGAAGUGUACAACAACAAUAUGGUUAUUUUGUAGGAAACAGUUUGUAAAGUAUCUAGGCAAUAUGAAUAAAUGAAAAGACUGAAAGGAGAUGAUGUUAUCCUGUUUUAAUCCCCCUCUGCAUCCUCUUCCAAAAAUAUUCCUUCCUUAGGAUUAUAAUAUGUGGGGUAUCAAUUAGUUUAGCUUUUAUUAUUACUGUUUAAAAUAAAAAAUGAUCUUGAUCACUUUGCCUCCUGGUUGAUGUGCAGUGGAUAAAGCAGUUGUUUCUAUUUUGUUUACAAACAAAGCUGCUAGCUGCUUAGGAGAAUAUUUUAUCAAACUUUUUGUAAAUUUUUGAAAUGCUAUUAAUGUUUUCAUUAGAAGGCAUCUGUUGCAAACUAAAUAUCAUCUUCUUUAAGGGGGUUACAGCUCUGUAGCCUGUAUUAUUCUUGAUGAGCUUGUUAAAAAAAAAUCUGAAUAAAAUGAGUUUCUACUGCA
Cervus elaphus (red deer) is the source of this 1858-nucleotide messenger RNA. It is a transcript of the gene ARL6IP5, whose product is annotated as ADP ribosylation factor like GTPase 6 interacting protein 5. The record is from RefSeq and is a predicted model, not a curated record. NCBI's taxonomy places the organism in Eukaryota, Metazoa, Chordata, Mammalia, Artiodactyla, Cervidae. Gene Ontology annotation, biological process: negative regulation of transport. Gene Ontology annotation, cellular component: membrane. Bases 532 to 1098 code for a protein of 188 amino acids. The transcript has 3 exons.